AUGGCCACCGAAAUGGUUGGAGGCCAGAGUGACGAUGUUCAUCAGGUUCCAGCCCACAUCCCUCCGGCCCCAAUGGACGACUACAUGUUUCCGGAUCUGCGCCUCAAGCGCAAGAUGACCGACCCGGAGAAGACGCCGCUUUUGCUGGUCGCUUGUGGCUCAUUCUCCCCGAUCACCUACCUCCACUUGCGAAUGUUUGAGAUGGCUGCCGACUACGUCAAAUUCAGUACCGAAUUCGAACUCCUUGGUGGCUAUCUAUCGCCCGUGUCAGACUCUUAUCGCAAGGCGGGUCUCGCCAGCGCAGAAGAUCGAGUAGCAAUGUGUCAACUAGCGGUGGAUCAAACCUCCGACUGGCUGAUGGUGGAUACGUGGGAGCCAACUCAGAAAGAGUACCAGCCGACCGCCGUCGUCCUGGAUCAUUUUGACCAUGAGAUCAACACUGUUCGCGGCGGUGUUGAAGCUGCUGAUGGAACCCGCAAGCCCGUUCGCAUUGCCCUGUUGGCAGGUGCCGAUCUGAUUCACACAAUGUCCACCCCGGGCGUCUGGAGUGAAAAGGAUUUAGAUCAUAUUCUUGGCAAAUAUGGCUCUUUCAUUGUGGAACGCAGUGGCACCGAUAUUGACGAGGCUCUGGCCAGCUUACAGCCUUGGAAGGACAACAUCUACGUCAUUCAACAGCUUAUCCAAAACGAUGUCAGUAGCACCAAGAUCCGUCUCUUCUUGCGACGUGAGAUGAGUGUCCGAUAUCUUAUCCCUGUCCCUGUCAUCCAUUAUAUUGAGCAACAUCACCUCUAUGAAGAUGAUGGUACCGCCAACGAAAAGGGCAAGGAAAGACAGGAAGCUGGCAAGUCAGGUUGA
This is a messenger RNA of Penicillium pulvis, 855 nucleotides long. Its product is annotated as nicotinamide/nicotinic acid mononucleotide adenylyltransferase. The transcript is spliced from 3 exons. Gene Ontology annotation, molecular function: nicotinate-nucleotide adenylyltransferase activity; nicotinamide-nucleotide adenylyltransferase activity. NCBI's taxonomy places the organism in Eukaryota, Fungi, Ascomycota, Eurotiomycetes, Eurotiales, Aspergillaceae. Gene Ontology annotation, biological process: NAD+ biosynthetic process. Bases 1 to 855 code for a protein of 284 amino acids. The record is from RefSeq and is a predicted model, not a curated record.